Molecule: messenger RNA, 4512 nt
Organism: Plectropomus leopardus (leopard coralgrouper)
Lineage: Eukaryota; Metazoa; Chordata; Actinopteri; Perciformes; Serranidae
Gene: stxbp5a
Product: syntaxin binding protein 5a (tomosyn)
Biological process (GO): exocytosis; Golgi to plasma membrane transport
Cellular component (GO): plasma membrane; SNARE complex; cytoplasm
Molecular function (GO): syntaxin binding; GTPase activator activity; myosin II binding
Source: RefSeq, a predicted model, not a curated record
GAGACGCAGCGGGGAGCACACAGUACGGACUGCGAGCAAAUUACACCAACCUCCUCAAAUUAACACGACAAGAAAGCGAACCUGUGCGGUGACGCGCCACAGCCUUCCAAGCAUGGAGACCGCGCUGAAAACCAAGCACUGAAAAUGUGAGAUUUACAAGAGGAAAUCAGAGGAGAGAGCGCGUGUGUGCGUGUAUGUAUGAGAGAGAGAGAAAUCGCUCUUUAUCUUUCGCGGGUGAUCUCAAUUCUGCAGUCUGAAAAUGAAGAAGUUCAACAUCAGGAAGGUGCUGGACGGCUUGAAAGAGGUGUCCUCCUCCACCCCGUCUGUCCAAGUGGGGCCACAGGAGAACCACCUGAUCCAGGAGACCCUCCAGUCCGAGCAUUUCCAGCUCUGCAAGACUGUCCGUCAUGGCUUUCCCUACCAGCCGUCGUCCAUGGCUUUCGACCCCGUGCAGAAGAUACUGGCCAUCGGUACCCAGAGUGGAGCUCUCAGAUUGUUCGGUCGUCCAGGCGUGGAGUGUUACUGUCAACAUGAGAGUGGAGCGGCCGUCAUCCAGCUACAGUUUCUCAUCAAUGAGGGAGCGCUGGUGAGUGCUCUGGCUGAUGACAGCGUUCACCUGUGGAACCUGAGGCAGAAGAGACCAGCCAUCCUCCACUCCCUCAAGUUCAACAGAGAGAGAAUAACUUUCUGCCACCUGCCCUUCCAGAGUAAAUGGUUGUACAUCGGCACAGAACGAGGGAACAUCCACAUCGUCAACGUGGAGUCCUUUAUGCUCUCAGGCUACGUCAUCAUGUGGAACAAAGCCAUUGAACUGUCCUCCAAGGCUCACCCUGGACCAGUUGUCCACAUAAGCGACAACCCCAUGGAUGAGGGAAAGCUUAUAAUUGGAUUUGAGUCUGGGAUCGUGGUCCUGUGGGAUCUGAAAUCAAAGAAGGCCGACUAUCGCUACACUUACGAUGAGGCGAUCCACUCAGUUGCCUGGCAUCACGAGGGCAAGCAGUUCAUUUGCAGUCACUCAGAUGGAACUCUGACCAUAUGGAACAUCAGAGGCCAGGGCAAGCCCAUACAGACAAUCACCCCGCACGGAAAACAGCCCAAGGACGGGAAGAAGCCAGAGCCUUGUAAACCCAUUCUCAAAGUGGAGUACAAAACCACUAGAAAUGGGGAGCCCUUCAUAAUCCUGUCUGGUGGUCUGUCCUAUGACACCGUGGGCCGGCGGCCUUGUUUGACGGUGAUGCAUGGGAAGAGUACCGCCGUGCUGGAGAUGGACUAUCCUAUCGUAGACUUCCUCACACUCUGUGAGACCCCGUACCCCAAUGAUUUUCAGGAACCUUACGCUGUGGUGGUCCUUCUAGAAAAGGAUUUAGUGGUGAUCGACCUUGCACAAAAUGGUUACCCUAUAUUCGAGAACCCCUAUCCUCUGACUAUCCACGAGUCUCCUGUGACCUGCUGCGAGUACUUUGCCGACUGCCCUGUGGACCUCAUACCUGCACUUUACUCUGUUGGCUCGCGGCAGAAACGACAGGGCUACAGCAAAAAGGAAUGGCCUAUUAGCGGUGGAAACUGGGGUCAAGGCACACAGAGCUACCCAGAGAUCAUCAUUACUGGGCAUGCUGAUGGAACUGUGAAGUUCUGGGAUGCGUCUGCAAUAAUGCUCCAGGUGCUCUAUAAGCUCAAAACAGCCAAGGUGUUUGACAGAAACCGGUCCAAGGAGGACAAAGGCAGCACCGAGGUGUCAGAUGAAGACCCCUUUGCCAUUCAGAUCAUGGCCUGGUGCCCUGAGAGCCGGAUGCUGUGUGUGGCCGGGGUGUCGGCCAACGUUAUCAUCUACCGCUUCAGCAAGCUGGAAGUAACUACUGAGGUGGUGCAGUUACUAGAGGUGCGAAUGCAGUAUGAGCUGAACGACAUAGAGUCUCCAGACGGCGGGGGUGGAGGGGGAGAACAGACAUCGGCGCUUCCCACCCCCGGUGCCUCCCCUCAGACAAGCGGCCCACCUUCACACCCCUCCACAAGCAGCAACAACUCUGAUGGCGGCAACAUGCCCUGCCUCAAAGUGCGCAGUACUCCUCUGAAGCAGUCUGCAGGUUACCAGGUAGAUUUGGUGGUCCAGUUAGUGUGGGUUAGCGGAGAGCCUCCACAGCAGAUCACAAGUCUGGCACUCAAUUCCUCCUAUGGCCUUGUGGUGUUUGGCAACAGUAAUGGUCUGGCGGUGGUGGACUACAUCCAGAAGACGGUAGUGCUAAACCUGGGGACGGUCGAGCUUUAUGGCUCCAAUGACCCCUACCAGAGACAGCCUCGCUCGCCAAGAAAGACACGACAGCCUUCUGGAGGUCUGUGCGACAUCAACGAGGGCUCCGCCACAUCAGAGGACCGCUGCAAGUCCCCCACUUCAGUGUUGACGAACAGCAAUCUACAGCAGUUCUACAAUGGAGGUGGUAGAGGAGCAAAGAUGUCACGGAAAUUAAGCUUGCCUACUGAGCUAAAGCCAGACUUGGUCCUCCUGUCUGUAUGCCCGCCGCGGGGUGCCAACCCAUUAGACCAUCGGGACAAUUCUUUCAGCCGCUCACGCUCCUCCAGCGUAACCAGCAUCGACAAGGAAGCACGAGAGGCCAUCAGCUCCUUCCACUUUAGCGAGGCCUUCGCCCGGAAGGGGGACAGCACUUUGACACCCUGCCUGUAUGUGGGCACAACUCUGGGCACCGUGCUUGCUCUAGCUAUCACAUUGCCACCUGCUGGGGAGCAACGGCAACUGCAGCCAGUUAUCAUUUCACCUACAGGCAUGUUGGUGCGACUGAAAGGCAGCGUUAUGCGGAUGGCGUUCCUGGACUCAACAGGGGCCUUGCUGCCCCCUGCCCAUGAGCCUUGGUUUGAACCCAACGUCACAGCAGACGGUGAAGAAAGAGAGAAGGUCCGUAAGCGCCGUCCCGUGUCAGUGUCCCCCUCCACCUCCCAGGACCUCAACGAGGGCCAGUACGCUGUGGUGUGUUCAGAGAAACAGGCCAAAGUCAUGUCCCUUCCCUCCCACACCUGCAUCUACAAACACAGCAUCACAGAGACCUCCUUCAUCCUGCGGGCAGACGUGGUGCAGAUGAGUCACGGCGCGUGCCUGGCGUGUUUCUGCGCUAACGGCCACAUCAUGACCCUCAGUGUGCCGGGACUGAGACCGCUCAUGGAUGUAAACUACCUGCCUUUGACAGACAUGCGGAUAGCAAGGACGUUCUGCUUCACCAACCUGGGUCAGGCCAUGUACCUCUGCUCCCCCACUGAGGUCCAGAGGAUCACUUAUAGCCAGGACACCUGUGAAAACCUGCAGGAGAUGCUGGGUGAACUCUUUACACCAGUAGAGACACCAGAGGCUCCCAACAGAGGGUUCUUCAAAGGCCUCUUUGGGGGAGGAGCACAGUCACUGGACAGAGAGGAGCUAUUUGGUGAGAUAGCAGCUGGAAAGGCAUCCCGGAGUCUGGCCCAGCACAUCCCAGGCCCAGGUGGCAUCGAGGGCAUGAAGGGGGCAGCCUCUGGUGUGGUUGGAGAUCUGGCGCGCGCCCGGAUAGCGCUGGAUGAAAGAGGCCAGAAACUGGGCGAGCUGGAGGAAAGGACAGCUGCCAUGAUGGCCAGCGCAGACUCCUUUUCCAAACACGCCCAUGAGAUGAUGCUGAAGUGCAAAGAUAAAAAAUGGUACCAGUUCUGAUCAGUGACGCGGGCGGAGCAGAGCUCCACGGACACAACUGUCACCUUCCAUUGGCUCAUUUGGACUCACCGUGACCCCCACCCAUCCGUCUGUCCAUACAUCCAUCCCUCCAAGCCUUCUUCACUGGGACACUUGGGAUUUUCUUCCCUAGCACAAUGUCGAAUACUGUUCUUACCUCAGUCUUAGGGUGGAACUGAGGGGUGGACAGGGGAGAAGGACGACCUCAGAGGGAGCAAAUAAUGGUGUCUUUUUUUUUUUUUUAUGUUUUUGUCUCUUUGUUUAUCUCUGUUUUGAUUUCUCCUCCGAGGUAGCCGAUUGGUCCACGCACCUGGAGAUUCUUCAUUCUCAUUUGCCAAAAUGUCCGUCACUGUUGUCUCCACUCCGAGCCUGUCGGGGCCAGUAUUCAAACCGACGAACAUAGCUGAAAAAAAGACAAAUACCUAACGAAGAAACAGACUACAAAAAAUUCUUAAAAUGUAAAAAGAAGGAAAAAGAAUCUAAAUACAUCAUUAUAUAUACAUAAAUCUAAUAAAUGUGCAACGCUGUAUCCACUUCCGAGUGACAAGUACAAAAGAAAGGGAUAACUCAUCGAGGAGCAGGGUGCUGAAGAAGGUGGCGUUGGAGAGCCACAGGAAGUGCUGUGACAGUGACGCCUCCUCUAUGCAGAGAGUCGCGGGGAUAAAAGCAACUUAUUCUGAUGUACACUGGAUAUUUCGUCAUCUCGCUCAACCUCUAGACUCUCCUCUGUAUCUUACAGACUUUCAUAUUGUUACCAACAAUGUGUGUGUGUGUGUGUGUGUGUGUGUGUGUGUGCGUGUGUGUGU